UUGGGGAGUGUUCCAGGGUCGCACUCACCAAGGUUGGUACGAGGAGGUAUAAAACAUAAUGGAAGGUACUGGGGGGCAGUAGUCAUAGUUUGCCACUAAAGCGGUAGACUUGCACAGUACCACACGAUCAACAUGUUCAGAUUAGUACUUUUGGCGUCUGCUGUGGUAGCUGUCCUCGGACAGAAUUACCAUGGUGAUCCAAGGACGGCGGCCAUCUUAGCUGAACAGAGGUAUUUGAGCAACGACGGCAAGUUUGGCGCCCAAUAUUCCCAGGAAGACGGUGUCGAAUUUAAAGAAGAAAGUGAUCCAGAUGGUACUCGUCGCGGAACCUACUCCUACGUCGAUCCAAACGGUCAAAGACACACCGUGAGCUACACAGCUGGUAAACACGGAUUCCAAGCUUCCGGAGAUGGUAUUCCACAACCAUUACCCACUACUUUGCCAGUAGCUCCACAACCACAAUACCAACCACUGCCUCAAUACAAUCCACCACCGCAGAACAACUACCAACCACAGCCACAAUACAGACCACAACCUCAAUAUCAAGCUCAGCAACAACCACAAUACCAACCACAACCUCAGUAUCAGCCACAACCUCAAUACCAACCGCAACCCCAGUAUCAACCACAACCUCAGUACAGACCACAAGCCACCUACUCCACCACCCCAGCUCCACACAGGUUCUACCCACCUGGCAAGCUCUCCCUCAACAGAUCUCCUGACGGUUUCAGCUUUAGCUUCCAAAAAUCUUAGACUUAUUAGGCUGAAUUAAUUGUUUGUAUAUAUGAUAAUUUAUGAAUUUUAGGAAUAUCCAUCUGCUCAAGCAAAAUAUUAUUUUUAAUACAUCUUCGAGAGCUCUCAUUACAUCAAUUUUGUAUGUAGGUAUAUUGCUUGAGUAAACGGAUAAGGACUUAAAGUAAUUCUAAUGUAAAAUUGAUGCAUGCCAUAUGUCACAGUUCCCUUUUUUUACUCUUGUACUGUAAUCAUAACAGCUUGUAUGUUCUUUGUGGUUGUUUCAAGACAGAUCUGUUUUAAAUAGCUGUAUAAAUGUGAUGAUAGUUUAGGAUCUGACUGAAAACUUGUAAUAAAAAAACUUUAAAACCA
Aethina tumida (small hive beetle) is the source of this 1104-nucleotide messenger RNA. Its product is annotated as larval cuticle protein 2-like. The transcript has 2 exons. Gene Ontology annotation, cellular component: chitin-based extracellular matrix. The coding region runs from base 133 to 753 and encodes 206 amino acids. The record is from RefSeq and is a predicted model, not a curated record. Gene Ontology annotation, molecular function: structural constituent of chitin-based larval cuticle. NCBI's taxonomy places the organism in Eukaryota, Metazoa, Arthropoda, Insecta, Coleoptera, Nitidulidae.